AUGUUUUUGAAGGCGGGCAGAGGGAAAAACAUAACACCAGUGAGUGUAGAUGGGCUGGACUGUGUAGUUAUGGAGCCCCCUUUGAGCAAGAGGAACCCGACAUUGAGAUUAGCGGAUUUGGCAGCGGCUCAACCCCAUCCUCAUCAGAAUAUGACAGGCUUCCCGGGGCUGGGGAGCCACCACCUCCACUCCCACCCCGCCGCUCACCUCCACCCUGGGGAGAUGGGGAGUGACCCCGGCGUGGCCCUUACGCCAUUCGGACCCGAGCACAUGGCCCAAGCGAGCGUCCUCAAACUCAGCCCCUCGCAGCAUCCAGAGGCGCAGACAGCGGCCGCCUUUGCCUCGCCGGCCGCCCAGAGCGGCGCCGCCGCCGCGGUCAGCAGCUACCCUGCCGGCGCGGCUCCCCCGCAAUUUUACAGCAACAGCAACUGGGCCGAGCUGGGCCGGGCCGAGCCCUACGGGCACCUGGGUAAGAGACCCCCCCGCCGGAGCCGCCACCCGCUGAACGGCCAGAUGCGCCUGGGGCUGGCGGCCGCGGAGCUGUACGGCCGGGCCGAGCCCUACGGGCCCGCCUCCUCGCUGCACGGCUACGGCUCCCUGGGCUUGAACGUCAACCUGGCGGCCGCCAGCCACGGGCACCACCCGGCCCCCCACCACCACCCGGGGGCGGCGGCUGCAGCCUUCCUGCGGUACAUGCGGCAGCCCAUCAAGCAAGAGCUGAUCUGCAAGUGGCUGGAGCAGCAGCCGCCGCCCAGCGCCGCCGGGCAGCCCUGCUCGAAAACUUUCAGCACCAUGCACGAGCUGGUGAACCAUGUCACCGUGGAGCACGUCGGCGGGCCUGAGCAGAGCAGCCACGUGUGCUACUGGGAGGAGUGUCCCCGGGAAGGGAAACCUUUCAAGGCCAAGUACAAACUGAUCAACCACAUCCGCGUGCACACCGGGGAGAAGCCCUUCCCCUGCCCCUUCCCAGGCUGCGGCAAGGUCUUCGCCCGCUCCGAGAACCUCAAGAUUCACAAGCGCACUCAUACAGGAGAGAAGCCUUUUAAAUGUGAAUUUGAUGGCUGCGACAGGAAGUUUGCCAAUAGCAGUGACAGAAAGAAACACUCCCACGUCCACACGAGUGAUAAGCCAUAUUACUGCAAAGUCAGAGGCUGUGAUAAAUCUUACACGCAUCCCAGCUCUUUAAGAAAACAUAUGAAGAUACACUGCAAGUCUCCACCACUUUCUCCUACACCUGGAUCUCAUGGUUAUCAGUCUGCAGGAACCCCCCUAGGUGCUCCCCUGUCUCCUGCCCAGGACUCAGCCAGGGGCUGCUCUGCCAGUCUUUCCCCUCAGGUCACUAACCUCAAUGAGUGGUAUGUCUGUCAGGCCAGUGGGGCUUCUAAUAACCUUCAUACACCUUCCAGCAAUGUAACAUCCUCUGACUCUGAAGAUGAAGAGGCUUAUAGAAACUCUGAUACCAGAACUAUCCAUUAGAAGAAAAACAACAAGAAGUUUCUGACUUGGGAGUACUGGGAUCAUUCUCCUGAACUGUAAAGACACAAAGCUUGAAAGAAAAGGGUGGCAUAGAAUUGCCAUCAUGUUGAAUCGCCGCUAUUUAUUCAGUAUAUAAAACCCUAUGGUGUUUGUACACUUAACUAAUUUAAUUGAGACACUUGGACCCUUUUAUAAAAAAUAAUAAAUGAAAAUACCAAGCUGGACUAUCUCAGUGAACCAAGUUGCAUGUUUGCAGGUAUGGGGAAGAUGCCAAGGGAGCUCAAUGGACAGAUCAGUUCAUCAAGAUUAUACACUGCCAAUGCAAUAGUUCUAAAAGAGAGAGAGGGGAAGAGUGUUCAUUAUGUAGCCUGCAAGCUGAUAGGGCCUCUAUUUCCUGGAGUGGCUCUUAAAUACUUCAGAUGUCAUUCUGGGGGCUUCUUAACAGCUUGAGUAGGCCCCAAUUCCGCAAUGGCCUCUUAAUUGUAAACCACCACCACCUGCUGAAUUUCCAACAAAUCUUGGACUGGUUACAUAUUAAAAAAAAUGUUUUUUUCCCCCUCUUUCAGUUCGGACCUUUUGUAAUUUUUGCUUUUUAUUCUGAGUCCUUAGGUUUCACCCAAAUCUGAUAUUUUAUACUUAGGCUUGUUUCCUUAUCCCUUAGCUGUAUACAAUGUGAAAAUGGAUUUUUAAAAAGAAAAAAAAAGAUGCAGCAUUUCUCUUAACAUUUCUCCACAAUUUUGUAUCAUGAGUCCUGAGACUAAAAUGGAGAAUAAAAGAAAACCGCUGCUAUCUGACAACUGUGAUACUGUGAUUUUUUUUAAAUGUAGCACACAAAAUUCAAAAGUGAAUUCUGUUCCCUUUAGCAAAGUUUGUUUAAAAGAGACGAACCUGCAUCUUGCUAUGUCAGACCAUGUGUGUAGUAGAGUUUGUUGUUAGGUCAAAAGUGCGUUGGACAUCAGAGUCAUUAUUCCUUCAAAAUCUUCAAGUAUGAGAAGCUGUGAUACUGUUGUGAAAGCUGAUAUUUUAGACCGAUCAAUCUCCUUUUAUACCAUUGUGGACACCCAUUUGAAAAUGCUUUAUUGUUUUCAACAGCUAAAAGCAUGAUUGUAUUCAUUCUCCACCCCCAUCCCAUGCAAUCCUCAAAUGACCGUGUAUAGUGGUGAGUUACAUUAAAACAGGAAAACAAUUGUCACAAAUAUUAAAAUUUUAAAGUGUUGUAGUUAGAGCAAAAAAAAAAUGAUGAGGGCAUGACCUUUGGCAUCGCUGUCAAGCUAUUAGAGAAAAAGGUCAGAGAACUAUGAUGCUAACUCUUAGUCAAUUUAUUUGCGGUUGCUACGACACAUUUCCCAUGCAAAAUGUUAGUCCAUCAUAAACAUCAUACAAAUAAACUAAAGAGCACUAAUUUAUCCUCAGAGACCCUGAAUACAUAAACAGGUAGCCUCCCCUCCCACAGGGUUUGUAGAAAUUUGUUUUGUGUGCUGUGACUGACUGGUUGGUGUAGUCUUGUCAUUGUUAAUAACUUGUAUGUGACUGCUAUUAUUUUGUACAGUUGAAUUAAUUUAUUUUUGGACAUCAUCCUUUUCUGGAAGAGUACAGAACACACCAAAGAAUUAUAUUAUUAAUUUUGGUGAUAGAUUGUUGUUUAUGAUUCCGUGGUUUGUUUUAAAAAAAUCAUUAUAUUUUUCAGCUUACUUGAAUGAACAAUGUAAUGUGAAAACAAGCUCUUCCUGCAUGUCUUCUGUGCAGUGUAUUGGUGAUGAUAUAUAUAUAGUUUAUAGAGAUAUUAUGUUAUUAGUACAGUGCAUGGUGCUGUCAAUCUGGAAGCCUUUAAACGUUGUCUUCAUAUUGUUAUGGUGAAUUUAAAGAUACAGACAUUCCUUAAAAAACAAGAAGAAAACUUGAAUAGAAAAUAAUUUUUAAAAUUUAUUUUAUUUGCUUUUUUUUUCACGUUCAAAGCCCAUUCAAAUAAAUAGAAAAUGAUAACGUAAGGUAUGGACUUUUUAAGGGUAAUUUUUGCAAUAUAAUCUUGUUAGAAAUGAUUUUCUUACUGAUUUAUAACAAAUUGUUUAAUUUAUACAAAUUUUCAAUAAUAGAUUGCACUAUACAUUACUACAUUACAGGGGUUUUAAAAUAUGAAACUGAGGGAUAUACUAAUAUUUGUAUGUACUAUGCCACACAUAAGGUCACACACUUGCCCAUAAAUUUUAUGACACAUGAUGCCUCCUAAAUAAAAACUCCCUUCAUCUCUGUAAACCCGACCAUAAGAA
Molecule: messenger RNA, 3743 nt
Organism: Chelonoidis abingdonii (Abingdon island giant tortoise)
Lineage: Eukaryota; Metazoa; Chordata; Testudines; Testudinidae
Source: RefSeq, a predicted model, not a curated record